AUGGCUACCACCUCCGACUCUCCAGAAACUAUCCGUCUACUUGCCCAUGCUUUGAAGAACAUUCGCGCAACCCCACCCCGUAUCAUUUCAUCCCCUGCUACACAACCCGCAAGAGCGAGCGUAGCGAUUAUCGUCCGCGUCCGCCCUCCUCCUUCCGCAUUCAUCGCUCCUCCCGCUCAGCCAGUCACCUUGCAAAACUUCUUCUCUCAGCCAUGGGUCAACCAUCCACAGUCACGCGCCGAAGUCCUCUUCUUGCCUCGCACCGACACGCUCGCCUUCCCUGGAGGGAAGCAGCAUACAGAAGAUGAGGGCUCCCUCUACACCGCUAUGCGAGAGUGCUGGGAGCAAGUUGGCAUCGACCUUGCCGAUUCGAAGGAGUACGAAUGUGUGGGCCAGAUGGACGAUCGGGAGGUGACGAGCAAGCUGGGAAAGCGCUUGUUGAUGGUGCUCACCCCUUUCGUCUUUCUGUGCCUAACACCGGAUGGUGGCCAGGUUGACUUCGGUGAAGAUGUUGAACCCGACUCGAGGGCGUUUUGGAUCCCUCUUUGCCUUCUUGCGACACUCACCCCGACCAUGGGCACCAUAUCCCUGGACGUCGCUUCCCGCAUGGCACCGCAGUCCCGCAUGAUCCGGCUUGCUCUACGAACAAUCCUGCUAGGAGGACAGAUGCACUUUGGCGCCAUUGUCGUCUCCUCGCAGCAAGUGACAAUCGUUCUUCCGUCUGCCGGAGAGAAGGGUAAAUGCCGUGAACUCGAGCCAACGCAGCAACACGGUUUGCACAUUGAAGAGCUACGAGUAUGGGGAAUGUCGCUUGGAAUGACACUCGACCUCGUUGCCCAGAUGCGUGCAGGCACGACCGACCUCUCCUUCCCACGGCCGCUGUCUAUGUCCCUCACCUCCAUCUUCCCCCGAUUCGAUAUGCCGGACGUCAACUUCUGGCUCUGGGCCUUCGGAAAGCGGUACCGCAAAGUCAUCCGCGGAUGGAAAGAGAGCUAUCGUACAAUGGGCGCGCACGAUCGGAGGAUCAAUUGGUCUGGUUCAGCUCUGGCGAACUUCUAUGCCAGCGUGCGCAAAGCGUUGAUUAUGACGAUUGUCUUCAGGGUGUUUUGGGUACUUGUGGCUUUCAUCGUCUGGAUCCGCUGGUAGGUGUCAUCCGGUAUUCCUCCUGCUGUUACCUGUUGUGCAAUUUCCUUUCCUUGCGGUGUCUGUUCUGGUUUCUGUUUUCAUGAACCCUCGUAAACGAUCAUGCGAUACUGUGUUUCUAUUGUGAUGGGUACUAUUUUCAUCACCCCCUGUCAAUCUCCCAAAAUGUAUAUAGACCCUGCAAUCCAUUCAACCCGUAGAUCCGCC
Messenger RNA from Dacryopinax primogenitus, 1350 nucleotides. RefSeq lists its product as uncharacterized. Lineage: Eukaryota; Fungi; Basidiomycota; Dacrymycetes; Dacrymycetales; Dacrymycetaceae. Bases 1 to 1146 code for a protein of 381 amino acids. The transcript is spliced from 4 exons. Gene Ontology annotation, molecular function: coenzyme A diphosphatase activity. The record is from RefSeq and is a predicted model, not a curated record.